Molecule: messenger RNA, 1697 nt
Organism: Doryrhamphus excisus (bluestripe pipefish)
Lineage: Eukaryota; Metazoa; Chordata; Actinopteri; Syngnathiformes; Syngnathidae
Gene: ergic2
Product: ERGIC and golgi 2
Biological process (GO): retrograde vesicle-mediated transport, Golgi to endoplasmic reticulum; endoplasmic reticulum to Golgi vesicle-mediated transport
Cellular component (GO): COPII-coated ER to Golgi transport vesicle; membrane; endoplasmic reticulum
Source: RefSeq, a predicted model, not a curated record
GCGCAAAGUCAAAAUGUGUGUGGUUUUCUUCCUGAAACAAAAGCUGUUCCGUAGCUUUCCUCUUUUCGAUUUCCUCAUUGCUUCCCCCCAUAAUUCAUUAAAGCAAAUUCGAUCGUUGGCGUUCCCGGCAACCUUAAAAUUACUAACUAAUCCCGACCGCUCACUCGUUGUCACGUUCUACUAAGCUUGCUAGCUAGCCUCGCUCCCGGCUUGCUAGCAAGUAGCUGUUAUGGUGUUAUACGUCAGUACGUCAAGUUGACUCGCCGAAAAAGACAAAGUCGUCAAACAACAUUCAUUUUUUGAACAGGGCGAUGUCUGAACGUUCACUAAGAUGAGGAGACUAAACAAAAAGAAAGCUUUAACGCUGGUUAAAGAGCUUGACGCCUUUCCCAAAGUCCCCGAGAGCUACGUGGAGUCAUCAGCCAGCGGGGGUACAGUGUCUCUGAUUGCAUUCAGUGCCAUGGCUAUUUUAGCCUUCUUGGAAUUUUUCGUGUACAGAGACACAUGGAUGAAAUAUGAGUACGAGGUAGACAAAGACUUCAGUAGCAAACUGAGGAUAAACAUUGACAUCACAGUGGCCAUGAGGUGCCAGUAUAUUGGUGCAGAUGUUCUGGACCUGGCUGAGACCAUGGUGGCUUCUGAUGGUCUUAAAUAUGAACAAGUAAAUUUUGAGUUGUCGCCACAACAAAGACUAUGGCACAUGACACUUCUUCACGUACAGGAACGUUUAAGAGUUGAGCACUCCCUGCAGGAUUUGAUCUUCAAGACUGCGGUAAAAGGAGCUCCAGCUGCUCAGUCUAGCAGUGUGGACGGCAGCACAUCUUUGACUGCCUGCAGGAUUCAUGGACAUCUGUAUGUCAACAAGGUGGCCGGAAACUUUCACAUCACAGUUGGCAAGUCCAUUCCGCACCCCCGAGGGCACGCCCAUCUAGCAGCUCUCGUCAGCCAUGACAGUUUUAACUUCUCUCACCGCAUCGACCACUUGUCUUUCGGAGAAGAUGUCCCGGGCGUCAUCAGCCCCCUCGACGGCACAGAGAAAGUCACCACAGACUCUAACCACAUGUUUCAGUACUUCAUCACCAUUGUUCCCACCAAACUGAACACCUACAAGGUCUCGGCCGACAUGCACCAGUACUCAGUCACAGAGAGGGAACGAGCCAUAAACCACGCUGCAGGCAGCCAUGGCAUCUCAGGGAUCUUCAUGAAGUACGACAUCAGCUCUCUGAUGGUGAAAGUCAGCGAGCAGCACAUGCCGCUUUGGAAGUUUCUCGUCAGGCUUUGUGGUAUCGUCGGAGGCAUCUUCACCACUACAGGCAUGCUCCACGGCAUGGUGGGCUUCUUGGUGGACGUGGUCUGCUGUCGUUUCCAAAUGGGAAUCUACAAACCUCUCAAGGAGGAGGAUCCCGUGAAUAUGCAGCAAGCAAACCAUCAAGCUCCGCCUCCUGCAGAUUCAAACUCAGUCGUGAGUCACCUGACAUCGCCGUCAUGAAUGUGCCCUUUGGGGGAAAAAAACUAACAAAAAAACCCCAAAACAAUUCACAAGCAAAGCAAACUGACAAUGUUUGAAGGUGGAAUACAAACUAAUACCACACACACACAAAAGGUGCCUAUGUGUAAAUGUUUAUUAAAUCAAAUCUUCAUUCUUUGUUCGAUAUCGUCUGUAUCAUCAUGACAAGUAAACAAUCUCUCAUCCACCA